AUGGCGGCGCCCCGCAGCGACAGCGAGAAGCGGAAGCAGAUCAGCGUGCGGGGCAUUGCGGGGCUGGGCGACGUGGCCGAGGUGCGGAAAAGCUUCAACCGGCACCUGCACUUCACGCUGGUCAAGGACCGCAACGUGGCCACCCCCCGCGACUACUUCUUCGCGCUGGCGCACGCGGUGCGGGACCACCUGGUGGGGCGCUGGAUCCGCACCCAGCAGUGCUACUACGAGCGGGACCCCAAGCGUAUUUAUUACCUGUCUCUGGAAUUCUACAUGGGCCGCACCCUGCAGAAUACAAUGGUGAACUUGGGUAUGCAGAAUGUCUGUGAUGAAGCCAUUUACCAGCUGGGUCUGGACUUGGAGGAGCUGGAAGAAAUCGAAGAAGAUGCUGGCCUGGGUAACGGAGGGCUGGGUCGCCUGGCAGCUUGCUUCCUCGACUCCAUGGCGACGCUGGGGCUGGCAGCCUAUGGCUACGGGAUCCGAUACGAAUUUGGCAUAUUUAAUCAGAAGAUUCUCGAUGGCUGGCAGGUGGAGGAAGCCGAUGAUUGGCUGCGCUAUGGCAACCCCUGGGAAAAAGCCCGCCCUGAGUAUAUGCUUCCUGUGCAUUUCUACGGCCGCGUGGAGCACACUGCGGAGGGCGUGAAGUGGAUCGAUACUCAGGUAGUUCUUGCCAUGCCUUAUGAUACCCCCGUGCCAGGAUACAAGAACAACACCGUGAACACAAUGAGGCUGUGGUCUGCCAAAGCACCCAAUGACUUCAACCUUCAGGAGUUUAAUGUGGGUGAUUAUAUCGAGGCUGUGUUGGAUCGAAACCUGGCAGAAAACAUCUCCCGAGUCCUGUAUCCGAAUGACAAUUUCUUCGAAGGGAAGGAGCUGCGGCUGAAGCAGGAAUACUUCGUGGUAGCUGCCACCCUGCAGGACAUCAUUCGCCGGUUCAAGUCUUCCAACUUCGGCUCCCGAGACCCAGUCAGGACAUGCUUUGAGACCUUCCCUGACAAGGUCGCCAUUCAGCUGAACGACACUCACCCAGCACUUUCCAUCCCGGAGCUCAUGCGGAUCCUGGUGGACGUGGAGAAAAUGGAGUGGGAGAAGGCCUGGGAGGUCACCAAGCGGACCUGCGCCUACACCAACCACACCGUGCUGCCUGAGGCCCUGGAGCGCUGGCCAGUCACCAUGUUCGAGAAGCUGCUGCCGCGCCACCUGGAGAUCAUUUAUACCAUCAACCAAAGACAUCUGGAUCACGUGGCCGCCCUCUACCCCGGAGACCUAGAUCGUCUGCGCAGGAUGUCCGUGAUCGAGGAAGGGGACUGCAAGAGGAUUAACAUGGCCCACCUCUGCGUGAUCGGCUCCCACGCCGUCAAUGGGGUGGCCAGGAUUCACUCCGAAAUCGUGAAGAAUUCCGUAUUCAAAGAUUUCUAUGAGAUGGAACCAGAGAAAUUCCAGAACAAGACGAACGGCAUCACUCCGCGGCGCUGGCUCCUGCUGUGCAACCCAGGACUAGCAGGUGUAAUUGCUGAGAAAAUCGGAGAAGAUUUUGUAACGGAUCUGAGCCAGCUGAAGACGUUACUGGAUUUUGUCGAUGACGAGGUGUUUAUCCGGGAUGUGGCCAAAGUCAAACAGGAGAACAAGCUCAAGUUCUCGGCCUACUUGGAGGAGACAUACAAGGUGAAAAUCAACCCGUCCUCCAUGUUCGACGUGCACGUGAAGCGGAUUCACGAGUACAAGAGGCAGCUCCUCAACUGUCUGCACAUCAUCACCCUCUACAACCGCAUGAGAAAAGACCCAUCAAAGUCCUUUGUGCCAAGGACGGUGAUGAUUGGAGGAAAGGCAGCUCCCGGCUACUACAUGGCCAAAAUGAUUAUCAAACUGAUCACGUCCAUCGGGGACGUCGUCAAUAACGAUCCCUAUAUAGGAGAUCGACUCAAAGUCAUCUUCUUGGAGAACUACAGGGUGUCCUUUGCUGAGAAAGUGAUUCCCGCGGCCGAUCUGUCCCAGCAGAUCUCCACGGCCGGCACCGAGGCCUCGGGCACGGGGAACAUGAAGUUCAUGCUGAAUGGCGCCCUCACCAUCGGGACCAUGGACGGGGCCAACGUGGAGAUGGCGGAGGAAGCCGGCGAGGAGAAUCUGUUCAUCUUCGGCAUGCGGGUGGAGGACGUGGAGGCGCUGGACAAGCGAGGGUACAAUGCUCGGGAAUACUACGAGCGCAUUCCAGAGCUGAGACAAGCCAUCGACCAACUCAGCAGCGGCUUCUUCUCGCCUAAAGACCCUGGCCGCUUCCGGGAUGUCGUCAAUAUGCUGAUGAACCACGACAGAUUUAAAGUGUUUGCUGACUACCAGGCCUACAUGGAGUGUCAGGGCCGCGUUGACCAGUUGUACAGGAAGCCAAGAGAGUGGACUAAGAAGGUCAUCAAGAACAUUGCUUCCUCGGGGAAGUUUUCCAGUGACAGGACGAUCACCGAGUAUGCCAGAGAAAUCUGGGGUGUGGAGCCAUCAGCUGUGAAGAUCCCCCCACCUAACAUCCCCAGGGAAUAA
Molecule: messenger RNA, 2532 nt
Organism: Emys orbicularis (European pond turtle)
Lineage: Eukaryota; Metazoa; Chordata; Testudines; Emydidae
Gene: PYGB
Product: glycogen phosphorylase B
Exons: 20
Coding region: 1-2532 (843 amino acids)
Biological process (GO): glycogen catabolic process
Cellular component (GO): cytoplasm
Molecular function (GO): pyridoxal phosphate binding; glycogen phosphorylase activity
Source: RefSeq, a predicted model, not a curated record